AUGUCGCCAUCCACCCCCAUGUUUGGCCAUGCGAGGGGCAAAGGCUCCAUGUCGGCCCUCAACUUCCUCGCCGCCAGCACGGUGCUUCCUAUCGACCCUGUCAUCCUCGCUUGGUUCCCCUGGCAGCCGGAUCUCCCAACACCCGCCGGUAUCCACCUGUUACGAGCCAUUGCCAGCCAGCAUGGUGGGAUGCCGGCCCCUGUGGUGGGAGACCACCUCAAGAUCAUCUGGGAUGCAUGUCACGAAACCAGCAAGCAAACCACGGCCAAGAACCGGUACGGGGCUAGAUUCAUGGUGGUCCAGAAAGCCCUUGACACUCUCCUCCUGGAUUCGUGCAAGGCCUCUAACGGCAACCCGUUUGCUGGGACCAAACCUGGCGUCAACCCAGCCAGUUUUGACCGGUUGAACAACAAACUGAAUCAACUGUACGGCCGGCUGGACCACUUCUCCACACCUUUCGACUUGAAGCUGGACGAAAUCCGCACCGACAUGGACAACAGGUUGGAUCAACUCUCUAGCCGCAUAGACACCGCGGUUGUGAUCUCCUGCUUCAUCUCGCCUACCAUGCCUGAACCCAUCCACAUCCCCCUCAAGCUCCUGCUUGUUGACAUACACGGGAAUGCCUCUCUCAACACGUUACGUGCGACCGCUGCGUGCUUUGGUGGGGUUCCUGUUCCAGUCGACCCAGCGCAUUUCGUUGCCAUCUUCGACCUCCUGAACGUCCUCCGCAGCAGCGCCAAGGACAAACACUCUGCCGAGGUCGAGCUAGCGCAUGACCUUGCCGAACAGGUAUACAAUGCAGCCCUCGAACAUCCGUUCCACGAAACCAAACCAGACACUGCCAGCGAGAUCCCGGCCGAGCAACUUGCCGACGUCACGGCUUCAGGCGACCUCGUUCGCUCUUCACAGGGGACCGACCUUGCCAUUGCCCAGCUGUCGGCCAAACUCGACCAACUGGCGAUUCGGGUGGAUUCCAUACCCCCUACUCCUAAACACACCACCGGGCCCACCACCUUUGCUGCCUCCCAAGUCCUCUCAGCUCGCACCACCAAGCGCGAUGAGACGGCCAGCGACAUUGGGACUCUCAAGGCUCGUGUGUCGAUUCUGGAAGAGGACGUCAAGCGCCUCUUGAAGGAGGACAAAACCGACUAUGAGGAUCCUCGUGACGACACAUCGUCGGACUAUUCAGGCGCCGAGGAGGAAGGCCGUCACUAA
Messenger RNA from Apiotrichum porosum, 1215 nucleotides. RefSeq lists its product as uncharacterized. The transcript has 5 exons. NCBI's taxonomy places the organism in Eukaryota, Fungi, Basidiomycota, Tremellomycetes, Trichosporonales, Trichosporonaceae. Bases 1 to 1215 code for a protein of 404 amino acids. The record is from RefSeq and is a predicted model, not a curated record.